CACAACGAACGAUUUGACUUGCAGACAGAUCCACGUGUAAAUUCUCUGUUCCGAUUAUUAUUUGGAAUUAGUUACGUUUUAACAAAUAUAUAGGUAUAUAUAUAUGUAUGAAUAUACUUACUGUGAUAGCACGAGGACUUUCGUAUAAUAAACUCGAGCGAAGACCAUGCAGGCACGACGAACGAUUCACAACGUACUUAUUUACGUGAUUCAAACUUCUAGCAACUUGACGACGACAGCCUCUCGAAAGCAGCACAACGAACGAUGUGACUUGCAGACAGAUCCACGCCACGUGUAUACUUCUCUCUGUUCCGAUUAUUAUUUGGAAUUAGUUACGUUUUAACAAAUAUAUAUGUAUAUAUAUAUAUAUAGACAGCAGACAGAGGUACACAUGUAAAUCUGAAUACAAGUCACAUUGUUCAUCGUGUCUGUCUGCAUAAUCUUUGCUCGAGUUGCUCUAUUCUGUAUCGUCAGUGUGCUAUCGUCUCUAUUUUCUCAUUUUCAUCAGUCAGAUAAUCAUGUCGAAUGAAGAAGUUGACGAAAACGUCGCCGACUUAGAAAAAUAUGUCGACUAUGUCGAGGACGAUGACGAGGAUCUGGAGUGGUUGGAUAAGCGCGAGCUGAUUCAGUUGGUACAAAGUAACCCGGCUUUGUACGCCAAAUCAAGCAAGGAAUAUUGUGGGAAAGGAUUUGACAAGGAUUUGGCAUGGCAGAGCUUAGGAUCGUGUCUCUCAAGGCCCAUGUCAGGACCAAAGGCUUCCAAACUUUUUUACAAUAUUCGCCAACGUUUUGGGAAAGAAAGGCGACAGGUGGCUGCUUCAUUAAAGGGUAAAUCAGGCCGAGGAGCGAAGGCACCAUACGUGUCUACAUGGCCGUUAUACGAAGACUGUUUGUUUUUGGCAGAUCACAUCGUUGGACGCAAGUAUGUGUUUUGUUUCAUGUGCGUAGUAUACAAAUAUUUUGACAAAACUGAGUCACAUCAUGUUUUGAUCUGUUUUCCAGAACGUCAAGUAGCUACAAUAUUCAGAAGACUGCAGCUGUGACCAAAUUUUAAGCUGGCGGAGCCGCAUCAAGGUUUACCCGGCCCUCUUCCUCACCACCUGCAUUUAGGUCUCUUGCGCGACGACCCUCAUCCUCACCCUCGCCACCUACAUUUAGGUCUCUUGCGCAACGACCCUCACCCACACCCUCGCCACCUGUAUUCAGGUUACCUGAAGCUUCGGGGUCACCGUGGAGCAGUGAAAACGAUUUGUACGAUGACCUUGUCAAUGGAGACAGCGCCAAGAAUUGAAUUAGGAUUUAUGACUGCAUAGGAAUGACUUAACUUAUCUGUCACUGAGGACAGUUGCUUUGUUUGGUUUAUGAUUGCCUGACUGAGCAAAUCGUCAUCUUUCUUCUUCUUAACGGCAAAAUUAUCCGGCGGAGGUAUAAUCCUUUUUUAUUUAAAGCCGGCUUCCUGUAUGGCUUGUAGAACAGCGAUUUCAGAUGGCGAGCUCUGGCUCGCACCUGGCGAGACUAAAGCUUCCUCUUUAAUACGUGAGCUCCGACUAUCUGAAGUAUCAGAUUCAUUUACGGAAAAAAUCAAACAUGAUCAACAAUUAAUUUUAAUUUUCUUUCAUAAUGGCUUAGUUUACACCAACCGUUUGGUACGCGUACCAAACGAUCGGUGUAAUCUAGGUCAAUUAUUACGAAAAAAUUCUGUACUUAGAAACAAAUCGUUUUCACUGCUCCACGGUGACCCCGAAGCUUCAGAUAACCUGAAUACAGGUGGCGAGGGUGUGGGUGAGAGUCGUUGCGCAAGAGACCUAAAUGUAGGUGGCGAGGGUGUGGGUGAGGGUCGUUGCGCAAGAGUGCAAGUGUGCCUGUUGAAAGGCACCUGGAGUGCAUAAUGGAAUUAUUGUCUAUUAUCAAUGAAAAAUAUGUUAAGAAUCGACAAAAGUAAUUCCAUUAUUAUAUUGUCAUUUUCAUAUUGUCAUCAAAUUAAUUCAUAAAUUAAUACUAAUCUAUCAAUAUUGGAGUUUAAUUUUGCGGGCAUGCUUAUAAAAAUAUAGAUUAAGGUUAUGAACUAUUCUUAUAAUAAUGUAUCUUUCCGACCUUCAUCGAAAGCGAUAAGGAAUGUAUUAAAAAUGUUUUAAUUAUACAUGUAUAGGUAAUACUAA
Molecule: messenger RNA, 2159 nt
Organism: Temnothorax curvispinosus
Lineage: Eukaryota; Metazoa; Arthropoda; Insecta; Hymenoptera; Formicidae
Exons: 2
Coding region: 519-1043 (174 amino acids)
Biological process (GO): regulation of transcription by RNA polymerase II
Cellular component (GO): nucleus; transcription regulator complex
Source: RefSeq, a predicted model, not a curated record